UCGGUCACUAACUCUCAGGGCUCAGUUGCCUGAGGACAUCAGUGCGAUGGGACUGUUUUUCGAGGAAAGAGAUGGAGAAAUAUCUCUUCCCUUGGGAAUUCCUUACUGAUGGUUGGCUGAGCUCCAGUCCCACUACCUGGGCAGUUAAUGCUGCCCUCGCAUUCAUAUGGGGGCUGGGGCUCUUCUUCCUCUUACUCUCCUAUUUCCAGCCUGAUCCGUCCUUACCACCAGGCAAGAAACACAGGAAGAGCAGGAAGUGCCAAGCAGAGCCACGGGGGAGCAACAGAAGGAAGAAAAACCAGACUCUGAAAGUUUUCAGAGAUUGCCUACAGGAUCUGGAAGAGGUUCAGGACCUGUUCUCCCUUCUGCAAAGAAGGAAAAUCACACCUCUUCCAGCUUCAAAGCUUCAGCACUCCCCCCUAGAAAUGGGGUCUGGGCACUCCACAGAGAAGUCAGCAUUGUCUGGGUGGACACGAGAAUGGCAACAAGUCUGACCUCCCAAGCGGGCAUCUGCUCCUGCAGAAAGGCCAAGAUGCCACCUGUCAGUGGGUGA
Messenger RNA from Mustela erminea (ermine), 553 nucleotides. Its product is annotated as spermatogenesis-associated protein 31E1-like. The record is from RefSeq and is a predicted model, not a curated record. The transcript is spliced from 4 exons. Lineage: Eukaryota; Metazoa; Chordata; Mammalia; Carnivora; Mustelidae. The coding region runs from base 72 to 494 and encodes 140 amino acids.